ACUGGGGGACUGUCUCGUUAAAACCGUGAAAGGUCUGCAGAUGUGCUCUGGAAAAACUUGCCUUUCCAUCACUCUACUUCCGCAUCAAACAUGCGUUUAACACUCAACAUGUCCUGCUGAGCACAACAACACUGAAGUAAGUGCUAUUUGCAUCGGUUUGCAUGUUUUCAACAUUAACUUUAAAGGAACAUCUGCCUGAGACGCAGCAGCAGACUGCAGAGAUCAUAUGGAGGGGAAACUGGACAUGGAUGAUGUUUCUCCAUCCCAUCAUCAGCAUCAGCGGGGCUUGUGGAAAUCCUUCCACGGCAGACCCAAACUCACCGGCAGCCCCAAACUGGGCAAAAAAGACCGAAAGCAAGAAAGCGGGUUUUGGAUAUUUAAAAAGAAACGACCAAAUGGUUUGGACCGAGCGGUGUCUUCGUCUCAACCCAAUCUGCACAGCGCGGCAGCCGCUCCGGAUGGUGGUGAGAGCGGGAAGACGCGCCGCGGCUUGCCUGAGCUGGGUGUCGGUACGGCGGCCGUAGCAGCAGCGUCGCUCGGUGCGGAGAUCCAGAUGCUGAAAAGAACCGUCAGCUCCAAACCGACGCUCUCCCAGGUGUUGCAGUCUCAACAUAAACCUGCUCUGCAAGGGUCCACAUGCACUGAUGAUGCUACGAUGAAUGGUAACGAGGAAGAGAUCAAUAAAAGUGCGGGCAUUAAUGCAGCUGGUAAUGGUGGAACACAGCCUUCACUGCCCACUUCAGCAAUGUACCAGUUAGACAUCGUGCUGAAAAAAGGAAACAACCUUGCCAUUCGAGACAGAGGCGGAACAAGUGACCCAUAUGUGAAGUUCAAAAUAGCCGGCAAAGAAGUUUUCCGUAGUAAAAUCAUCCACAAGAACCUUAACCCAGUUUGGGACGAGCGUGUUUGUCUGAUAGUGGACAAUUUACAAGAGCCUCUGUAUAUUAAGGUGUUUGACUAUGAUUUUGGCCUUCAAGAUGAUUUUAUGGGCUCAGCUUACCUGUACCUUGAUUCUCUGGAACUGCAGAGGCCUGUUGAUGUUCGGUUAGACCUUCAAGAUCCUCACUGCCCUGAUCAGGACCUGGGGUCUCUGGAGCUGGCGGUCACUCUGUUCCAAAGAAGUACAGAGGACAGAGAGGCCCUCCGACAGGCUACCAUGCUAUUGAGGAGAAGCUGGAAGCAAUGCAGUAAGCAGCAGCAGAAUCUUCGGCUGUCGGACCUGCACAGAAAGUCUCAGCUGGGGAGGGGCAUCGUGAGCAUCAGACUCAUGGAGGGUCGUAACCUCAUCCCCAUGGACCAGAACGGCCUGAGUGACCCUUACGUCAAGUUCAAACUAGGCCCUCUGAAGUACAAGAGUAAGACAAUUCCCAAGACCCUCAACCCUCAGUGGAGGGAGCAGUUCGACUUGCAUCUGUAUGACGAGGAGGGAGGCAUUCUGGAGAUCUCCGUUUGGGAUAAAGACAUUGGAAGAAGAGACGACUUCAUCGGCCAGUGUCAGCUGGACCUGUCCAAGUUGAGCAGAGAGAAGACACAUAAGCUGGAACUUGAGCUGGAGGAGCAUAAAGGGAUGCUGGUACUGCUGGUGACUCUGACCGCCACAGUCGCGGUCUCCAUCUCUGACCUGUCUGUCAACCUACUGGACGACCCACAUGAACGCCAGCAGAUCAUUAAGAGAUAUAGUCCAUUAAGGUGGUUCUUUAACCUGAAGGAUGUCGGAAUCGUGCAAGUGAAGAUCCUGCGGGCCGAGGGGCUGAUGGCUGCUGAUGUCACAGGAAAGAGUGACCCGUUCUGCAUUGCGGAGUUGUGUAAUGACCGUCUGCAAACACACACGGUCUACAAGACACUGAACCCCGAGUGGAAUAAAGUCUUCACCUUUAACGUGAAAGACAUUCACUCGGUGCUGGAGAUCACCGUGUACGACGAGGACAGAGACCGCAGUGCUGACUUCCUGGGUAAAGUGGCCAUCCCGUUAUUAAACAUCCGCAACAGCGAACAGAAGGCCUACGUCUUAAAAAACAAGGAGCUGACAGGUCCAACAAAGGGGGUCAUCUUUCUCGAAGCAGACACCAUCUUCAACGCCGUGAAAGCCAGUUUGCGGACGUUCGUUCCACCAGAACAGAAGUACAUCGAAGAGGAGGCCAAAGUCUCUAAACAGAUGCUGCAGCAGAAUUUUAACCGAGUGAAGCGCUGCGUUCUCUUCCUCAUUAACGUGGGCUCCUACAUCAACAGCUGUUUUCAAUGGGAGUCCCCCCGCAGGAGUUUAUGUGCUUUCUUGAUCUUUGUGGUGGUGGUUUGGAAUUUCGAGAUCUACAUGGUUCCAUUGUCCCUGCUGCUGCUGCUGGCCUGGAAUUACUUCCUGCUGGGGAAGGAGUCGCGCGAGGGGAGCGUGCAAGCGAUGGAGGACCUUCUUGAGGAUGCGGAUGAAGAAUAUGACAAAGAUGACAAGGACUCAGAGAAAAAGGGCUUCUUGGACAAACUCUAUGUGGUUCAAGAUGUGAUCAUAACGGUUCAAAACGCUCUGGAUGAAGUGGCCUGCUUUGGGGAACGAGUGAAGAACACGUUUAACUGGUCUGUGCCUUUUCUGAGCUGGUUAGCCAUAACGGUGCUAUGUGCCGGUGCCACGCUAAUAUACUUUAUCCCACUACGAUUCAUUGUGCUGGUCUGGGGUAUCAAUAAAUUCAUCAAAAAACUUCGGGACCCCUACAUCAUUGAGACCAAUGAGCUGCUGGACUUCCUGUCUAGAGUUCCAUCAGAUGUUCAGUUGGUUCAAUACAAAGAUCUCAAACCAGAGACUUCUCAGAGUCCCAGCAAGAAAAGGAGGAACAACCCCGGAUAGAUCUUGAACUGUGACAUUACGUUUCUAAAUCAACAGCCUCCAAAGCACCGUUCACGUACAAAACACUGUGAAUGUUGCAAAGACUUUCAAAAGGAGAUUGUUUUAAAAAGAAAGAAAUAUUUCUAGCAUUAUUUAUGCAAACUUGCACAACUAUAAUAGCACAAAACUCAACUGUUCAUAAAAUGUGCUUUUGACUAUUUAUAGCUAUUCCCAUUUUUAUUCUGUCACUGAUUCACAAUCAGUGUCUUGAACAUUUUUAUUGAAAGAGAUUUAUGUGAAGAAAAAUGCUGCAAACCAGAUUCAAACUUGUGUCGCCCACGUGAGCACCAUAGCUCAAAAAACAUGUGCCUAACACUUGGUCACAGCUCCAACAGUCAGUUGAGACUAUAUAACGUAGAUUCUGGUGCAAAAAUAUCAGCCUGAAAAUGUCUUUCGUCUGCAUAAUUGAAUGUAUUAAAUGCAACUGGUCUGACCACAGCGGUUUUUUUCUUGAAAACACGCCAAAACUUUACAGUGAACUUUGCACCUUUGAGGUCACUCUUCAAAGCAUUUUCCUUAGAUAAUUAUUUUUAUCCACAAGCACAUAUCAUAUGGAGAAGCUGCAUGCUGUGCAUCUAAAGUGAAAGAAUGUAUGUGUGCAUGUAAAAAAAGGUGACUGUAAAUAUACAAUGUGAAAACAUUUUUUAUGUUGUUCUGGACAUGUUUACCCAUGACAGAUGUCAUAUGCUAUGAUCACUGUUCAUAUGCUAUGAUGAAUGAUGAAAUGGUGUUUAAUUGUAAUAUUUGUACAUUGUGUUGCUUGUUAAUGAUUCGUCAAUGGUCUAUGAGUAUGUAACUGUUAAGCUGAUAUACUCAAGGACAUAAAUUGUUAUUAGUUGGAGAAAAAGAAAAGGCAUGUUUAUGCAGGGCUGAAACCAACCAAUGAAAACCUCUCUCUGUGAUUUUUUUGGUCAUUUAUUUUCCACAACUAUGAAAUAAGACUUUUUUUCUGAAUGUUGCUGGUUUUAUUUGUAUUUAUUGGUCUUCAAAAGAUGAAACGUGAAAUCACAUUUGCAAUCCAUUUUACUUCUGCACUGUACUUGUAAUUUACUAAAUAAAAUGUAGGGCAGGACUUG
Sinocyclocheilus anshuiensis is the source of this 3951-nucleotide messenger RNA. RefSeq names its product multiple C2 and transmembrane domain-containing protein 1-like. Gene Ontology annotation, molecular function: calcium ion binding. Gene Ontology annotation, biological process: regulation of neurotransmitter secretion. The record is from RefSeq and is a predicted model, not a curated record. The transcript is spliced from 21 exons. Lineage: Eukaryota; Metazoa; Chordata; Actinopteri; Cypriniformes; Cyprinidae. Bases 227 to 2836 code for a protein of 869 amino acids. Gene Ontology annotation, cellular component: synaptic vesicle membrane.